GAGUAAAGAACAGAAAAAGAAAAAAAAAUGAAAGUGUGUGUUUUUAAUUUUCUAUCAACCCUAGACGACCUAACCUAAACUCCACCCAACUCUCUCUCUACCAAAACCGAAUCUGUGUGUUUUAUUAGACUCUUAGUUAGUUCUGGAGGUUUGAUUAGGAAGUUAAUGAUUGUCUCUACUGCUUAUGCAUAGAAGUACUCAAGAUUGUGUAAAAGAUUUAUAAAAAGCUGCUGCUUUUUUUAAGGAUUACAAGGAACUAAAAAGCAAUCUUUUCUUUUGGCUUUUCCAUUAGCUUUACUCAUUUUUGUUUGAAGCUGUAUACCUCAAAUGGAUGAUGGUGGGCAUCGUGACAAUGGUUGGCAUAAAGCAUCUCAGGGCAAGCAGUGGAUGAUCCAGCAGCAGCCGCAGCAGCACCAGCCUUCAAUGAAACAAGUGAUGUCAAUAAUAGCAGAGCGUGACGCAGCGAUUCAGGAGAGGAAUCUAGCCAUCUCAGAGAAAAAAGCAGCAAUAGCUGAAAGAGACAUGGCCUUUCUCCAGCGAGACACGGCCAUCGCUGAGCGCAACAACGCCAUAAUCGAGAGAGACAGUGCUCUUGCAGCUCUACAUUACCGUGACAACUCAAUGCCUACUACUUCACGCCAACACCAACAUCACAUGUUUCACACUGAAAACGCAUAUGAGGCCAGAGAAAUGGAGCCAAAUGAGACGUCACCAAAACGCGGUAAAAGAGCAAAAGAACCAAAGGCGUCGUCAACAACAACAAAAGCCAAAAGAGGGCCAAAAACUCAGAGGAAGGUUAAGAAAGAAAACGAGGACGACUUAACAACCAAGAUGAUGUUUGUAAAGACCAACCUUGACUACGGUGAAGAAGAAGAAACAAGUAGGCAUCUCCGACAAGAAAUGGUGGGGCUUAACCAGGUUGUUUAUGACCAGACAACAAUGCCACCACCGGUCUGUUCAUGUACAGGAGUUCCCAGACAAUGCUACAAAUGGGGAAACGGUGGUUGGCAGUCAUCUUGUUGCACAAACACACUCUCAAUGCAUCCAUUACCGGCACAGCCCAACAAAAAACAUGCUAGAGUUGGUGGUAGGAAGAUGAGUGGAAGCGCUUUCAACAAGCUUCUAAGCCGGCUUGCUGCUGAAGGGCAUCAUGAUCUCUCGAACCCGGUUGAUCUUAAGGACCAUUGGGCAAAGCACGGUACAAACCGUUACAUCACGAUCAGAUAACAUUUGUAUAUGUAGGUGUGAAGCUCUGCUUAUGACACUAUUCUCUGAUUCUAGAUCAUAUGUGCUAGAUUCAAAAUAAACUUCAGAGGAAAAUAAGUGUAUGUUAAGUUGUAUUUAUGUAAUAGAACAAACCUUAGUAACACUUUAGUAUCUUGUUAAGAUAUGCCAAAAUGUUUAUGUUUAAU
Molecule: messenger RNA, 1412 nt
Organism: Eruca vesicaria subsp. sativa (arugula)
Lineage: Eukaryota; Viridiplantae; Streptophyta; Magnoliopsida; Brassicales; Brassicaceae
Source: the annotation of a GenBank genome assembly